GGUCGGACCAUUUUCGAUGUGGCUCCAGAGCGAUGGCAACAUGGCGGCCGCUCUGCUGCAGAUGUCAUGUUUGUAUCGCGGGAUGUUAGCGGUCAGAGCGGCCGGGAUUCGACCGCUCAUUCCCGGCCUGGUCCCGUCACACUUCCGGGCCUUCUCUGUCCGAAAGGAGCCGGAGCUGGAGGAGAAUCCGUAUUACAGCAAAUAUCAGGAGAAGAUCCAGAAGCUGCGGAGCUCCAAACCUCAGGAGUUUAAAGCACGGGUGGACAAGCGUCAUGAGGCGAAGAAGGAAGUCCUGGGCUCCUCCGGACAGGCCGAGUUCAUCAGGCUGGUGGAGGAGGAGCUGGAGAAGAGAGACAAGAUGGCGGCCAGCGGGGUAGAAAGUGGCUUCACCAAAAACAAGACGCUGGGUUCCAUCCUCAACAUGGAGAUGAUCCAGGACAAGAGUGGAGAUGAGAUCGCUGAGCUGUGGAUGAAAUAUUACUCCACCAAAGACACCGUCAGCGCCGUCAUCCCGGCGCAGACGUAUGACAUCAUCUCUGGCCGCGCGGCGUCCUGCCCCAUGUUCCUGUUCGCGGUGCCUCAGAAGGAGGGCUACGAGUUCUACGUGGGUCAGUGGUCCGGGCACGAGCUCCACUUCACCUCCCUCAUCAACAUCCAGACCCGGGGUGAGAACGCCCCGAGUCAGCUCAUCCUCUACCACUACCCCGAGCUCAAGGACUCCAAGAACGUGGUCCUCAUGACGGCCGAGCUGGACCCCAAGUUUGUCACCGUCCACCAGGCGCAGUGUUUGGCCAACCAGGUGCAGCUGUUCUACGGGACGCAGCGGCAGGAGACGUUCCGGCUGGUGGAGACGUUCAACCACAGUCCGGCUGACUUCAAGCAUAUGUCGGUGAUCGCCGAGCUGGAGCAAAGCGGUCUGGGGGGCGCUGCCCCGUAGACCUGGACCAGGAGCGCUUUUAUUGUUUUGUUGAAGUGUGAAGGGACACUUGUUAGCAGGGAAAUACAUUUCAUGCUAUUGAAUUUGUAACCCGAAUGAUGGAGACGUUUGUGCGGUGAGGUAAAGACCAGGGUCUCUGGACUAUCGAUCUGUCGUCAUCUGGCCGGAACUCUUUGGGGGCUUUUUUCUGGCGGACUUUGGCCCGGCAGAACAGGACGUCCUGGAUCUAUGUGGUCCUGUAGAUGACCAUGGAAUUAAAAGGCUGUGGAACAGUUUCUGUUUACUGUC
This is a messenger RNA of Synchiropus splendidus (mandarinfish), 1225 nucleotides long. RefSeq names its product ATP synthase mitochondrial F1 complex assembly factor 1 (gene atpaf1). Lineage: Eukaryota; Metazoa; Chordata; Actinopteri; Syngnathiformes; Callionymidae. Gene Ontology annotation, biological process: mitochondrial proton-transporting ATP synthase complex assembly. Gene Ontology annotation, cellular component: mitochondrion. The transcript is spliced from 9 exons. The record is from RefSeq and is a predicted model, not a curated record. Bases 17 to 937 code for a protein of 306 amino acids.